Notolabrus celidotus (New Zealand spotty) is the source of this 1331-nucleotide messenger RNA. Its product is annotated as protein FAM181A-like. The record is from RefSeq and is a predicted model, not a curated record. NCBI's taxonomy places the organism in Eukaryota, Metazoa, Chordata, Actinopteri, Labriformes, Labridae. The transcript is spliced from 2 exons. The coding region runs from base 269 to 1024 and encodes 251 amino acids.
AAUUUGCAAUGGUGAAGAAUUCGAUACCAGGGCGCUUGGAGGCUGAUUGGGGUGCAUUGUGAGGGGCCUGGGGUCGCUGAUUGGUUCAAGGAAAGCACCAUAACUACAAGGAGUUUAUAUUCAUUCAACUUGUUGAAGUGCUCCUACUGCAGCCUGGAGAGAAGUCUGUGCUUGGACUGUGGCUUCCAGAGUCUGGAUUCAUCAAGCAGUGAUCCAAAUGAGGGACAACACAUUCUGACAUGGACUGAUCUGACCACGAUCUUUCAAAAUGGCAAACGCAGACAGUGAGGUCAAGACAUUGCUGAAUUUUGUGAACUUGGCAUCCAGCGAUAUCAAAGCGGCCUUGGACAAGUCCGCUCCGUGCAGACGCUCCGUGGAUCACAGGAAAUAUCUGCAGAAGCAACUUAAACGUUUCUCCCAGAAGUACUCCAGAGUCCCAAGGUGCCAUGCGCACAGGUCGGCUGAGUAUGGGUGCGUGAAACCGGUGGGGACUGCUCAUCAGAGUGUGAAGGUCGCAGACAGGGCCAGCAGCUCGGAUGCGCAAGGUGUGGAGAGCACAGGCAACGCUGUGGAGCAGGUGCCCAUGAGGAAACGCCAACUCCCAGCAUCGUUUUGGGAGGAACCCAAGUUGACCCAAACUAAGAGGGAGCACUCACAUUUGGGAUUGAAAAAGCACCCUGCAGUAACAGCUGAUGGCAACGAAAACGAGAAGAGGAAAAGGAGUUAUGGUGAUGACGCAAAAGCCGCUCUGUCUGCGGAAAAGGAGACUCUUAAAUUGGACCUGAGCUCUCAUCACUGCGUGAGUGUGUGCGCCUGCUGCCCCUUCCAGUACCACGGACACCAGGUCCUCCACAGUCACAUUGUUGUCCCCCACGCGCACCCGGGGCUGUGGAGCAAGGCAGCUGAGACAGAGAGACUCGAGCAUCCUUAUGGACAGAACAUACACACGCACGUGGUGGUCAAACCAAUACCGACCAAACCAACCGUUCAGUCCCCAAUCUUCAGCGUGUUUGGAUUCAUCUAAGCACUCCUUUUUUAUGUAAAUAAGACUAAUUAACAUGUUAUGUGGUGCACAAGAAACUCUUCCAUUUUCAACAUUUUUACAUGAUCCCCAAGCACUUAUUGGAAUGCUUCUUAUUUUUGUAUUGUUUCAAUCUAAAGGACUGAGUUGCACUUGCAGAACAACGUCAUCGCUCUCUUACAUGCCAGUCUGAUGCCUUCAAGUGUCUAAAAACUGACAGUAAGUUUAAAGGUUUCUACUUUUAGGCUUCUACAGAGAAGACUGCUUUUUUAAAGUACCAAAAGUCAUGCAAAUAAAAGAAAACAUCCUG